Molecule: messenger RNA, 906 nt
Organism: Tilletiopsis washingtonensis
Lineage: Eukaryota; Fungi; Basidiomycota; Exobasidiomycetes; Entylomatales
Exons: 1
Coding region: 165-641 (158 amino acids)
Source: RefSeq, a predicted model, not a curated record
CCGCUCCCGCUCCCGUCGCGGCCUUCUGCUCCCGCAGCGGCUCUCCUCGGCCGUGUGCCCCCUUCUCUCGGCGCCCAGUCCCCGGAGCGCAUAGAUGGCAACGAUGAGAAUACGCAGCUGUGCUGAUAGAGCCAGGCACGUCUGGGUGCUGUGCACACACCACUAUGGAGCGCCCGGCGUGCCUCGCCGCAGGCCUCAGGGGCGUGUGCGCUGCACACAAAGGAGGCCUGGCCGUGCCAAGGCGCGCCGCGCCGCCCCGAGAACGCUGUCCAGCUGCGCCUGAGCGGCCGCCAGCAGCAGCGUCAACUCCAUCUCGCGCGAUGAGCCAUCGUCACGCACCCGCACGGUCCGCCUGCCAGAGGCUGGGCCGGCGGUUCGCACGUCAAGCCGCCUCUCUGGCGGUACACCAAGCACUGCCACCUCCACCGCGUUCGAGGGUCCCUGCGUGCGCGAGAGGCACGCGAUGCGGCGUUGAAAGCAGUGCCACCGCGUCGUGCACUCGCACCAUGUGCUUGCCACAGCGUCGCGUGUGCAGCGUGAGUCCGCAGCAGACGCACGCCGAAGCGUGGGCCCCUCCCGAUCAGCCUGCAGAGAGGCCAGCGGGGUGGGAGCAGCAGCAGGCGAGGGCGUCGGGAAUCUGACGGGUGCUUGUGAGUGCGGCCGCAUCACGUGGGCAGACCCCGACACUGCUCAGCGAUUGAGAUGGGCCGCGGCUGGAGGCAGCAGCAGCGCAGCGCCGCCAUCGUUUCGCCAGCGCCAGCCCCGCCUGCAUACUCCGCGUGUGAGACGCUGCAGCGCAGGGCCUCGCCCUUCUCGACGUUGCUCGUCUCGGAGGCGCUGCCGAUGCUGCGGCUGCGCCUCGGGAUGAUCCUCUCGCGCAGCGAAUGCUUGUCUUGGGCGUCCGAC